AACUUUCUUGGCAUUUUUUGCCUGUUUGCAUCAACCAUGGCCACACCAACUGGAAAUAAUUUGGCCAUUCAGUCUGUUUCUCAGGGUGCUCAUUUGUUCUCUACCAACUUAGUCAAGAAUGUUGCAAAAGAAGCACCAGGCAAUUUGAUAUGCUCUCCCCUGAGCGCCAACAUCGUUCUGAGCAUGGCUGCUGACGGCGCUGUCGGAGAUACCGAGGCACAGUUUAAAGAUGUUCUCAAGCUUCCAGCUAAGAAAUCACAGACUCGGGAAGGUUACCAGAAUCUCAUCGAUAAAUUGAAUAAUGUUGAGAAUGUCACUUUGAAGCUCGCUAACAAGAUAUUUAUCGGCAAAAUUUUCCCAGUAAAACCUGAGUACAAACAGGAUCUUGAGACGUACUAUCGUUCCGACAUUCAGUCGGUAGACUUCGCUAAAGGCGACAAAGCCGCGAACAUCGUUAAUACCUGGUGCAAGGAGAAAACCAACAAUCGCAUCGACAGCAUUAUUAGUCCCGACGACGUGGAUCCUUUUACUGUACUGAUACUCGCAAACGCGGUGUACUUCAAGGGCAAAUGGGCCCACGAGUUUGAUCCUAAGGCUACCACGGACCGUCCAUUCCACAUUGACGCCAACACCGUAAAAAAAGUUCCUACUAUGUACAGAAAGGACAACUACAAGUACGCCGAAUUGCCGGAAUACGACGCUAAAUGCAUCGAGCUGCCGUACGCGAAUAAAGAGGUCAGCAUGGUGAUCAUCCUACCCAAUAAAAUUGACGGUCUAGCUGCGCUGAUCGACAAACUCGGGGAAGUUAGCGCGGAAUGUAACACCCGCCUCGCCCAAACGUACGAACGCGUGGUCCGAGUGUUCCUGCCCAAGUUCAAGACCGAGUCCAAAUUGAAUUUUGGAGAUACGUUGUGUCAGAAGAUGGGUCUCGAUAAACCGUUCAGCGACAGCGCUGAAUUUGGUGGCAUUUCGGAUAUACAGUUAAAGAUCGACAAAGUCGUCCAAAAAGCUUUCAUCGAAGUUAAUGAGGAGGGUAGCGAGGCGGCCGCCGUCAUGGGUAAGUACACCUUGCUUCGUUCGUUGCAUUUGUUUGUAACCAAAGACAGAUGAAAUAUUAUCUUGGAG
Temnothorax curvispinosus is the source of this 1125-nucleotide messenger RNA. Its product is annotated as serine protease inhibitor 3/4-like. Gene Ontology annotation, molecular function: serine-type endopeptidase inhibitor activity. The record is from RefSeq and is a predicted model, not a curated record. The coding region runs from base 37 to 1110 and encodes 357 amino acids. NCBI's taxonomy places the organism in Eukaryota, Metazoa, Arthropoda, Insecta, Hymenoptera, Formicidae. The transcript is spliced from 6 exons.